Molecule: messenger RNA, 753 nt
Organism: Sphaerulina musiva SO2202
Lineage: Eukaryota; Fungi; Ascomycota; Dothideomycetes; Mycosphaerellales; Mycosphaerellaceae
Exons: 1
Coding region: 1-753 (250 amino acids)
Source: RefSeq, a predicted model, not a curated record
AUGGAGAACAACAACCUAUCCAACCUCAAUCCCGAGGACACGGAUGAGAGCUCAGGCGAGUCCACCAACUCUUCCCGAUCCAUAUCACCCUCCAAUCCAGCCCCAACUCGAUCUGCACGACCCUCCAAUCCAGCCCCAACUCGCUCCAAUGCUAAUUCCGAUCCGAUACAGUGGAAUUUCGCAUGGCCAGUCUUCGCAGCGGCGGGGCAGAACAGAACUCCCUCCCACGCACCAGCGCAAGAGAGAGGAAUCACAGAACAACUACCACCCCCACCACCACCACCAUCAUCCCCAAGACUCCCACCGCUCGUCGGAGGACCUAUCCCCUUACCCCCUCGAGCGCGCCGCGACGCACUCACGCCCCUCGACACCGCAUUUGCACAACAAUUCCGCCACUGGGCCGCGCCUUUGAAUCCCUUGAGACCUCGACUCAGCGAAACCGAGCUCAAAUCCCUUCCACAGCGUCCCAUUACGCCAGCAGAUCUCGACGAUCAAGGCGAAGCCCAAUGUAAUAUUUGUAUCCAAUCCCUCGCCAUCGGUGAGAUUGUCUGCUGUUUGCAUUGUGGUCAUUAUUAUCAUCGCGAGUGUCUUGUCGCUUGGUUCGCGAAAAGUAACUCGUGUCCUAGUUGCCGUCGGAUAUAUCGACCGCUGCCUCCUCCUCGAGACUAUCCUCCUCGGCGCCGUGACGAUGAAGACCCAAAUGGUGGUGCUAGUGGUAGUGGUGGUGUCGCCCAAGCUGUAUUGGCGGCAUGA